AUGGUGAACGAGUCAUCCUCGCUGGCGCUCCCAACAUCGAUGCUGUCGUUGCUGCCUCGCGCUUGCUUGUUCAUCGUCGCCGUCAGCAAAUCAGUCAAAACGGCUCGGUUGGGGCCGCCAGCGAGGGUGGAGCUGGCCGCCAUCGACCCUGCUUUUGCUGACGGCGACGAUGAACAAACGCGAGGCAGCGACGACAGCAUCGACGGGGAGCGGUGGCGGCAGCUCGAGGGGAAGCGAUAUCGGGGGCUCCAGGGGAAGUGGCAGCGACGUCGCGUUGGUAGGGGCGCCGGGGUCGGCGAAGACCCUCCAGGCGCUGCAGAAGUCUAUCGACCGCGACCGCACCAAAAGGUAUGAGAAGUGGCCGGCGAGCCUGCUGAGAGAGGCGCGUGCUCGUUGCGGAAAACCAUGGGCUUCGUCAAGGAGAAAGACACCGAGAAGAUGGGUAGCAGGUUGACGCGAGUCGACCGCCUGAUGGAGAGGAGCAGCCCUUUCUUCGCGGAUCUGGAAGACAAGGCCGCAGGCUGAACGCCAGCCUCCCAGCCACCCGCGUCGGUGAAGG
Molecule: messenger RNA, 559 nt
Organism: Ectocarpus sp. CCAP 1310/34
Lineage: Eukaryota; Phaeophyceae; Ectocarpales; Ectocarpaceae
Source: the annotation of a GenBank genome assembly